AUGGCCGCUCAGCCCGACAUCUCACAGAUUCUGGCCGCUCUGGCUGCCACCCAGAGGCCCCAGAGCACUCCGUCGCAAACCCCCCACCAACCGCCUUCGCAGGCCCAACCACCCCAGCCGCCGCAGAGCAUACCGCCAACCUACCCGACUUCCUACGUCACCCCGACGCCGCCCGCCGCCCUGUCGCCCUACGGCUUGCCCCAGCCGACGAAUUCUGGCAGCGUCGACCUGAGCUCCAUAAAGCCCACCAGCACUGGCUCCGUCAGCAUCGCCGAUGCGCUGGCGAAGGCGCGCAACAUCGCAGCCGAGAAAGGCCUGCAGCCCUACGAGGCCUCAUCUCGUGAGGAUCCCAGGCUAGCCGGUCGUCCCUACCGUCGAUCGCGCUCUCGGUCACGCUCUCCUCCUCGCCGCGACAACUUCCGCGACAACUACAAUCCCUACCGUGACGAGAGACGCGAAGACCGCCGCUACGGUCGCGAUCGUUCGCGCUCGCCCCCCUCCCACGGUCGGGACACCUUUUCCCCCCAGCGCGGCUAUGGCGGCCGUGACAGGUCGCCUCCCGACAGCGAGACCAUCACCAUCGAAUCGUCGCUCGUUGGUCUCGUCAUUGGCCGCCAGGGCGAGAACCUCCGCCGAAUCGAGCAGGACACCGGUACCAGGAUUCAGUUCGUCACCGGGCCCGAAGCAGGUGGUCCUCAGCGUCAGUGCAGGAUCACCGGGCCAAUGCGCUCUCGUGCAGAUGCUAAGAGGGAGAUCUACCGCAUCAUCGACGAGAACGGCGGCCAGGGCGCAAGAGAUGCAACCCAGAGGGCAGCAGCUGGCGCCAACAGACAACAGCAAAGAGGCAACCAGCCCGUGCUUCGCGAUGGCGAAAACAGCGUCCAGAUCAUGGUGCCCGAUAGGACGGUUGGCUUGAUCAUCGGUCGGCAAGGCGAGACGAUCCGAGACCUGCAGGAAAGGAGCGGGUGCCACGUGAACAUUGUGGGUGAAAACAAGAGCGUCAACGGCCUCCGGCCCGUCAAUCUCAUCGGCAGCAGAGAGGCUGCCACUCGUGCCAAGGAACUCAUCAUGGAGAUUGUGGAAAGCGACACGCGUCCUUCGGGGCCUCCGGCGAAGGAGCACGGACGUGGCAGUACCUUCGACCCGGCAGGGCCUGGUAAGAUUAACGAUUCCAUCGUGGUGCCGUCGGAAGCUGUCGGCAUGAUCAUUGGCAAAGGUGGUGAGACGAUCAAGGAGAUGCAGAACUCGACUGGAUGCAAGAUCAACGUGUCCCAGGCCUCCGGGGCCGACAUUGAGCGAGAAAUUGGCCUUGUCGGAACCCGGCAGGCGAUCGAAGAUGCCAAGGGGGCCAUCUGGGACAAGGUGGAUACAGUGCGUGAGAAGAAUGGCGGGGUAGGCAGUCGAGGAGGCCGUGGCCGUGACAACGAACCAUAUAAUGAGCGCUACUCACAAUCGCAGCAACAACAAGGCUACGCGCAGCAGCAGCCGGCAGGCAUGUCACAGCAGCAAGCUGCCGGGCCGGGAGGCGACGCUGCUGCUGCUGCGGGUGGAGCUGACCCCUACGCCAUGUAUGGCGGCUACCAGAACUACAUGGCCAUGUGGUAUGCGGCGCUGGCUCAACAGCAGCAGGGCCAGCCGGGACAGACGCCGGGCCAACAGCCUCCUGGAGCAUAG
Diplodia corticola is the source of this 1674-nucleotide messenger RNA. Its product is annotated as kh domain-containing protein. Gene Ontology annotation, molecular function: mRNA binding. The transcript is spliced from 5 exons. Gene Ontology annotation, cellular component: nucleus; cytoplasm. The coding region runs from base 1 to 1674 and encodes 557 amino acids. The record is from RefSeq and is a predicted model, not a curated record. Gene Ontology annotation, biological process: regulation of gene expression. NCBI's taxonomy places the organism in Eukaryota, Fungi, Ascomycota, Dothideomycetes, Botryosphaeriales, Botryosphaeriaceae.